Messenger RNA from Ahaetulla prasina, 6597 nucleotides. RefSeq lists its product as uncharacterized. The record is from RefSeq and is a predicted model, not a curated record. The transcript has 5 exons. Bases 4272 to 5231 code for a protein of 319 amino acids. NCBI's taxonomy places the organism in Eukaryota, Metazoa, Chordata, Lepidosauria, Squamata, Colubridae.
CGCCCGCGUGGACGCCUCGCUCUUUUGUGCCUUUGCUCCGCCGGGGGCUCGUUCCUUUGGUUCCCGUUAUAGCGGGAGGGACCCGCGGCUGCGGCGCCUGCCUUUAUCCCAAGGCCCUAGAACACCGCAGGGCCUUUUGACGGGGAAGAAAUGGAGGUAGUGACAGAUUUUAUUUUCAUGGGGACAACAGCGAAGAAAUUAAAAGAUGCUUGCUCCUGGGGCGGAAACCUAUGGCAAACCUAGACAGUGUACUAAAAAGCAGAGGCAUUACCCUGCCAACAAGAGUGCCUAUAGUCAAGGCAAUGGUUUUCCCAGUUGCAAUGUAUGGCUGUGAAAGUUGGACCAUAAGAAAGGCUGAGCGCCAAAGAAUCGAGGCCUUUGAACUCUGGUGCUGGAGAAGACUCCUGCGAGUCCCUUGGACUGCAAGGGGAAGAAACCAGUCAGUCCUAGAGGAGAUCAACCCUGACUGCUCUUUAGAAGGCCAGAUCCUGAAGAUGAAACUGAAAUACUUUGGCCACCUAAUGAGAAGGAAGAAGAAGAAGAGCCUAAUGCUGGGAACGAUGGAGGGCAAAAGAAGAGGACAGCAGAGAACGAGGUGGCUGGAUGGAGUCACUGAAGCAGUGGGCGUGAGCUUAAAUUUACCUUUUUAAGUCUGGUACCAUACAAGGGUAUGGUAGAGGAUAGGAAGGCCUGGAGGAACAUCCAUGAGGUCACAAUGGACAACAACAAAUGACCCUGUGGGCUGGGGUGAGAAGGCAGCGACUGGCCCAAAGUGCUGCCUCCAGUGGCUUUGGUGCCUAAGGCAGGACUAGAACUUGCAGCCUCCUAGUUUUUCUGGGUCAGCACCUGGAGGAGCCUGGCUUCUGCCUCUCUAUCACCCUUCAGCAACCAUGAAAUCAAUUGGUGGACUGUUUGCACACACCAUGCUCCCCGCCCCUUUCCCUUGCAGGCCUUCGUUUUGUGUUUCAACUCUGGGGUCCUAAGAUGCUUUUUAGCUAGAAGAUGUGGAAGGGGAGCCUGCCUGCAGCCCCACAUCCGCUGGAGGCCAGAAGUAUUUCCAUGCACUUGACAUCACAUUGGCUGUGAGACCCACUGUCUUGGGUCUUCCCGAAUGCUGAUUUGAGAAGUAUUUUCCUUGCCUGGUGCCAAGGUUCAAGAUGUCCUUGUAGAUCUCUAAACAGACUUAAAAGGGCAUGAUCCAUAUUCUGGAAGAAAUCUUGCUUCUCUCAACUGCACUGCAAGCAAGUAAUACGGACAUCAUAAAGGGUGAAAAACCGGGGAGAAGGUCAAUGAAAGCAUUUGGAACAGCUUUUGAAAAUCAUUGAUUCGUUGGACUUCAUCGGGAAAGACUUUUAGAAGCACAACAAAUUUGCUGAAAAAGCUAAUGGACUGAGAACAUUUAAAAGCAGGUAUGUUUCCAGCUGGGUAACUUCAGAUCAAAACGGGGAAAGGUGAGUCUUACAAAUUGUAAGAUCAAGUAUUCUGGUAACCUAAAUACCAGCCGAUGAUGAUGAACUCUUUUAAUUUUCUGACACCUCGUAUGAAAACUGCUUGCAGUUGGUGAUUUUAAGCACGAUCUGAGGCUUGGCAUUCAUAUAAUAGGGUAUUGGGUCUGAAUUGAUAUAGGGGGAAAGUGUUAUUUUAGAACAGUUCUAAAACACGGGCCUCCCAGUUGGGCAGGUCUUCAGUUUUAUACAAUGUCUAAAUUGUAAAUAUUCUGACUCCUGGAAUAUUUAUAGAGUUUUGUGAUUUUGUGAUUGCUGGCUUACAAAAUCAGUGGCAUUUGUUUUCUUUUUUAAGACAGUAAUUAAGACUUAAAGUCACUUCUAAAACAUAUUAAAUUCAACUGAAUGCAUUACUAAGAUGUUGGAAAAAGCUUAAAGGCAUUCUUUUUUUAAAGGAAGACUAUAUUUUCCAAAUACUGAGCCAUUGUUGAAUACCAGGACAGCAUUAACCUCCGUGUUGGGCAAGAAAGUUACGAAGAGCCAAAUAAUAAUGGUUAAAAGCUAUUCAGUUAAUUCCGUGUAUUGUUUUUGCAGGAAGGCUUAUGUCUUUCGACUGAACUACCUUUUCUCAGCAAAUGCAGCCAAGGACGUUUCUAUUUAGAGGUUUACGUGGUGACAGGUCUGACAUGAGGGCCGAAAGGGUCCCUCGACUGAACUACAGUGGAAGUUGACAGAAGCUGCUUUGUCUUGGAAGUUCUGAGUCAUGGAAAUGGUGACAAAGGAGAAGUGCAAAUUCUCUUAAUACUUUUUUCUCAAAUGGAGCCAAGGAUUGUUUCUGUUUAAAGGUUUAAGUGGAGGUAGGUCUGACACCAGGGUAGGCAGCCCUGGGCCUCCUGUGCUAUAGGUCUCCAAAGGCCUCCCCCACGCUCUGCUUAAUGACCCAGGUGUUCAUUUAACAUUUAGUUGGGGAGAGCAGAGAUGGAGGGGUUGUUAAGUGAUGCAGUAAGUAAUGUACACUGUAAGUUAAGUAAGUUGAAGACUCUUAUUUCAUCGUGCAGGACUGGCCUAAUAGUUUUUUAAUGGGUUUUUUUACUAGUUUUUAGUAUUUUCAGCCUAUUUAAAUUAAUCUUUUAAAUUUGUUUUUAAUUUUUAUAUUUGUUGUUCUUAGUUGGCUGUAAACCGCCCUGAGUCCUUCGGGAGAAGGGCGGUAUAGAAAUUGAAAUUAUAAAAUAAAAAUAAAAAAAAUAAAGUAAGUUAAGUAAUGUAGACUGGCGACCCCCAGGGGGAGAGCCUUCUCUGUGGGGGCUCCUGCCCUCUGGAAUGAGCUGCCUCCGAGGAUACGUCAACGUCCUGACCUCCGGACCUUCCGCCACGAGCUAAAGACUUUUUUAUUUCAUCGUGCAGGGCUGGCUUAAUGAAGUUUUUAUUGGGGUUUUAUUAUAGUCUUAUAUUCCUUCAGCCUUUAAGUGGUUUUUAAACGUUUUUUAACUUUUCUGAGUUGUGCUUUUACCCUGGCUGUAAACUGCCCUGAGUUUUUCGGGAGAAGGGCGGUAUAGAAAUUGAAAUUAUAAAAUAAAAAUAAAAAAAAUAAAGUAAGUUAAGUAAUGUAGACUGGCGACCCCCAGGGGGAGAGCCUUCUCUGUGGGGGCUCCUGCCCUCUGGAAUGAGCUGCCUCCGAGGAUACGUCAACGUCCUGACCUCCGGACCUUCCGCCACGAGCUAAAGACUUUUUUAUUUCAUCGUGCAGGGCUGGCUUAAUGAAGUUUUUAUUGGGGUUUUAUUAUAGUCUUAUAUUCCUUCAGCCUUUAAGUGGUUUUUAAACGUUUUUUAACUUUUCUGAGUUGUGCUUUUACCCUGGCUGUAAACUGCCCUGAGUUUUUCGGGAGAAGGGCGGUAUAUAAAUUAAAUUAAAUAAAUAAAUUAAAAUAAAUAAAUGCUGUUCACCUGCUGUGACAGGCAACCUCGGCGUGCAAGGCUCACUUGCAGUUGUAUCUCGAGAACUGCCUGCAUCAAUUGAGCAUUGUUUACUUUUGCGCAGCAGGCAGAAUCCCUGCCCUUUCCACUAAACUGCUCAAAUGCUGCAGUCAGGACAGAAGAGAGAGGGGCUAGAGCUACUACAAAAAUCCAAGACCGCCCCUUGGUGACAACUGAGUGUUGCUUGGGACAAAGGUGCCGAACAGUAGAUUGAAAUGAGGAAUCCAACGUUGGAAAUAAAUGGUACUUAGUCUGGCAGUGAUGAUUUUUUUUUUGAGUUACAAUGCAUCAAAACCUUGCAGAGUUUUGGUGAAUGCUGAAUAAUUGUGGCCAGCUUAAAAAGACUAUUUUUGAAGGCUUAAUUUUCAGUCAUUUUAUUUUCGCUGCCGUUGGUAUGAACACUGGUGGGUUGCUUCCGGUUCAUCCCGGCAGGAGGCUCCGCCCACCCACUUGGAUGCUUCUGCGCACGCGUGGAUAAAUGUGCGCAUCCACAAGCGAACUGGUAGCGAUGAGUUUUGAAACCCACCCCUGGGCAUGAACCAUUCCAACAUAGCUAAUCCUUUAAAAUGAAUAAUCACUGAAUUUUGGAAGUUCUUUUGUGCCAGUUGUUACCAUUUUCUUGUGAAAUACCUAUUGUACAUCAUUUAUAAACUCAAAUCUGUUGUGGUAGAUAAACUCUUAACUUCGAUUUUUUGAGAAUAAACAAAGCUUAACUAUUUAACCACCGUUAAAUAGUCCUCCUAUCUCUCCGACCAGUUGCAGACGGUGUUGACGGGGGCAGAGAUCGUCCGUGAGGCGCCUUGUGGGGUGCCUCAGGGGUCGAUCCUCUCGCCUCUCCUGUUCAACAUCUAUAUGAAGCCGCUGGACGAGGUCAUCAGUGGUUUCGGGGUGAGUUACCAUCUAUACGCUGAUGAUACUCAGCUGUACUUUUCCACCCCGGACCACCCCAACGAAGCUGUCGAAGUGCUGUCCCGGUGCUUGGAAGCCGUACGGGUCUGGAUGGGGAGAAACAGACUCAAGCUCAAUCCCUCCAAGACGGAGUGGCUGUGGAUGCCGGCAUCCCGGUACAGUCAGCUGCAACCGCGGCUGACUGUUGGGGGCGAGUUGUUGGCCCCAAUGGAAAGGGUGCGCAACUUGGGUGUCCUCCUGGAUGGGCGGCUGUCAUUUGAUGAUCAUGUGGCGGCCGUCUCCAGGAGGGCUUUUCACCAAGUACGCUUGGUUCGCCAGUUGCGCCCCUUCCUUGACCGGGAUGCCUUAUGCACGGUCACUCACGCUCUGGUCAUGUCUCGUUUGGAUUAUUGCAAUGCUCUCUACAUGGGGCUGCCCUUGAAGUGCACCCGGAGGCUACAGCUAGUCCAGAAUGCAGCUGCGCGAGUAGUAGUAGUUGCUCCUCUGCCUUCAAUUUUCCUAACAAAUAUACGCUCACUUGCAAAUAAGAUGGAUGAAAUACGCCUCUUAAACAAAUACUAUUCUGAUUUUCGCAAUUCAGCAGUCCUAUGCUUCUCUGAAACCUGGUUAAAUGAAUCAAUUGAAAAUAGCAGCCUGAACAUUCCAGGAUUUCAAAUUGAACGAUCAGACAGGAUUCCAGAAACAUCUGGUAAAAAGAAAGGAGGAGGCUUAUGCCUAUAUAUUAAUACAACCUGGUGUCAAGAUUUUAACAUAAUUUACAAAUUCUGUGACAACAAUUUAGAGACUCUAAUUAUCAACUGCAAACCUUACUAUUCGCCUCGUGAAUUUUCCUCAUUUCUUCUAAUUGCUGUUUAUGUCCCACCCACAAGCCUGUAUAAACAAGGCAUUACGAACUCUAGCUGACCAAAUCAUGGAGGCUGAAGCCAAACACCCUGAUUCACUGGCCAUUGUUUUGGGAGAUCUAAACAAGGCAAACUUAAGGAAAGAACUACCAAAAUACUUUCAGCAUGUCAAUUGUCCCACCAGAGGCAAGAAUACUCUAGACCACUGCUACACAACACUAAAAGAUGCCUAUCGGUCUUUACUAAGCUCAAACUGCCCAAGGAGCUGCUGAUCCAAUUCUACAGAGGAAUUAUUGAGUCUGUCAUUUGCACCUCUAUAACUGUCUGGUUCGGUUCUGCAACCCAACAAGAAAAACACAGACUUCAGAGGAUAAUUAGAACUGCAGAAAAAAUAAUUGCUACCAACUUGCCUUCCAUGGAGGACCUGUAUACUGCACGAACCAAGAAGAGGGCCGUGAAAAUAUUUGCAGAUCCCUCGCAUCCUGGACAUAAACUGUUUCAACUCCUACCCUCAAAACGACGCUAUAGAGCACUGCACACCAGAACAACUAGACACAAGAACAGUUUUUUCUCGAAGGCCGUCACUCUGCUAAACAAAUAAUUCCCUCAACACUGUCAGACUAUUUACUGAAUCUGCACUACUAUUAAUCGUUUCAUAGUUCCCAUCACCAAUCUCUUUCCACUUAUGACUGUAUGACUAUAACUUGUUGCUGGCAAUCCUUAUGAUUUACAUUGAUAUAUUGAUCAUCAAUUGUGUUGUAAAUGUUGUACCUUGAUGAAGGUAUCUUUUCUUUUAUGUACACUGAGAGCAUAUGCACCAAGACAAAUUCCUUGUGUGUCCAAUCACACUUGGCCAAUAAAAAUUCUAUUCUCCCAUGUAACACCGCUACUGCGCAGUCUGCACUGGCUCCCUGUGGUUUUUCGGGUGUGCUUUAAGAUUCUGGUUACCACCUUUAAAGCACUCCAUGGCUUAGGGCCCGGGUACUUACGGGACCGCCUGCUGUUACCUCAUGCCUCCCACCGACUCGUACGCUCACACAGAGAGGGUCUUCUCAGGGUGCCGUCUGCCAAACAAUGUCGGCUGGCGGCCCCCAGGGGUAGGGCCUUCUCUGUUGGAGCUCCUACGCUUUGGAACGAACUUCCCCCUGGCUUACGCCAAGUGCCUGAUCUUCGGACUUUUCGCCGUGAACUGAAAACGCAUCUAUUUAUUCAAGCGGGACUGGUUUAAAAGUUUUACUAAAUUUUAAUUGGGGUUAUUUAUUAAUUUUAGUGUUUUAAACUUUUUAAAUGUCGGCCACUUUUGUAAUAUGCUUUGUUUUAAAUUGUUUUAAUUGUGUAUAUUGUGGAUUUUAUUUUGGCUGUACACCGCCCUGAGUCCUUCCGGAGAAGGGCGGUAUAAAAAUCUAAUAAAAUAAAUAAAUAAUAAA